AUGUCUGCUGCCAAGGGGCAUUACACGAACCCGACCAUCGACGACGACGACUUGAUUGAUCCCGAUGAUGCUGACCUCAACGACUUUGAUGACCCUCUCGCGCCUUCCAGCUCCCGCGCGCCGCUGACGGGCAACAUUGGCUCGUCGUCACGACCCCUCGACCAGAGCUACCUGACCGCACGAAUCCCCGGCGAAGACCGAAGCGCCUCGCAGAAUACGAUUGACGAGACCGUCUGGGAGACGGUGCGCCGCGACCUGCUGGCCGUCUGGGCCAAGCUGCGCGAGGUGCUGUACCCGCGCUACCUCCUGGGCGGCACCAUGUUUGACGGCGAGAGCGGCUUCCGCGGCGCGUACUCGAAUAUCCGCGGCGCUGGCAUCACGGGGACACGCGAGGAGCUCACGGGCCUGGCAAGUCGCGUUAUGGACCCCGAGGCGCUGCUGGGCAGUUCGUUGAGCCCUGGCCUGCGCGACUGGGAUCUCUGGGGGCCGCUCAUCUUUUGCCUGCUGCUGAGUCUUCUUUUGAGCUUUUCGGCUCGCCCAGAGCAAAAGGAUGCCGUGUUUAGUGGUGUCUUUGCCAUGAUUUGGCUCGGCGAGGCGGUUGUCACUCUCCAGAUUAGACUGCUCGGUGGGAGCAUUUCUUUUGCGCAAAGCGUGUGCAUUAUCGGGUACACACUAUUCCCGCUUGUGAUUGCAGCGCUCCUGUCUGCUCUGCACCUUCACUGGAUUGCUCGCAUCCCCGUCUUCAUCGUCCUCAUUCUGUGGUCCCUGGCGGCCGGUGUCAGCAUUUUGGGUGGGAGCGGUGUUGUGCAUAACCGCUUGGUCAUUGCUCUAUACCCUCUCUUCAUUUUCUAUGUCGGCCUGGGUGCGCUUUGCUUCAUGAGUUGA
Molecule: messenger RNA, 885 nt
Organism: Cordyceps militaris CM01
Lineage: Eukaryota; Fungi; Ascomycota; Sordariomycetes; Hypocreales; Cordycipitaceae
Product: Yip1 domain protein
Exons: 3
Coding region: 1-885 (294 amino acids)
Biological process (GO): endoplasmic reticulum to Golgi vesicle-mediated transport
Cellular component (GO): trans-Golgi network; membrane
Source: RefSeq, a predicted model, not a curated record